Messenger RNA from Trichechus manatus latirostris (Florida manatee), 3085 nucleotides. RefSeq names its product interferon regulatory factor 4 (gene IRF4). Gene Ontology annotation, molecular function: protein binding; RNA polymerase II cis-regulatory region sequence-specific DNA binding; DNA-binding transcription factor activity, RNA polymerase II-specific. Gene Ontology annotation, cellular component: nucleus. The record is from RefSeq and is a predicted model, not a curated record. Lineage: Eukaryota; Metazoa; Chordata; Mammalia; Sirenia; Trichechidae. The transcript has 9 exons. Bases 91 to 1443 code for a protein of 450 amino acids. Gene Ontology annotation, biological process: regulation of transcription by RNA polymerase II; immune system process.
ACCACUUGAAGUCGGGACCAGACGCCACCCUCAGCUCCGAGCCGGGAGCGAGCCCGAGCGAAAGCGCGGCGGAGCCGGCGGCGGCGGGGCAUGAACCUGGAGGGCAGCGGCCGGGGCGGCGAGUUCGGCAUGAGUUCCGUGAGCUGUGGCAACGGGAAACUCCGCCAGUGGCUGAUCGACCAGAUCGACAGCGGCAAGUACCCAGGGCUGGUGUGGGAGAACGAGGAGAAAAGCAUCUUCCGCAUCCCCUGGAAGCACGCGGGCAAGCAGGACUACAACCGCGAGGAGGACGCCGCGCUCUUCAAGGCUUGGGCACUAUUUAAAGGAAAGUUUCGAGAAGGCAUUGAUAAACCAGACCCUCCUACCUGGAAGACACGUUUGCGAUGUGCUUUGAACAAAAGCAAUGAUUUUGAGGAAUUGGUUGAGAGGAGCCAACUGGAUAUCUCAGAUCCGUACAAAGUCUACAGGAUUGUUCCUGAGGGAGCCAAAAAAGGAGCAAAGCAGCUCACCCUGGAGGACCCCCAGAUGGCCAUGAGCCACCCGUACACCAUGGCAGGUCCUUAUCCUUCACUGCCGUCUCAGGUUCAUAACUACAUGAUGCCGCCCCAUGACCGAAGCUGGAGGGAGUAUGUCCCCGAUCAGCCACACCCAGAAAUCCCCUACCAAUGUCCUGUGACGUUCGGGCCCCGCAGCCAUCACUGGCAAGGCCCUACUUGUGAAAAUGGUUGCCAGGUAACAGGAACCUUUUAUGCUUGUGCCCCACCUGAGUCCCAGGCCCCUGGAAUCCCCAUAGAGCCAAGCAUAAGGUCUGCCGAAGCCUUGGCGCUCUCAGAUUGCCGGCUCCACAUUUGCUUGUACUACCGGGAAAUCCUGGUGAAAGAGUUGACCACCUCAAGCCCUGAAGGCUGCAGGAUCUCCCAUGGGCACACCUACGAUGCCAGCAACCUGGACCAAGUUCUUUUCCCCUAUCCAGAGGACAGUGGCCAGAGGAAAAACAUAGAGAAACUGCUGAGCCACCUGGAAAGGGGCGUGGUCCUCUGGAUGGCCCCUGAUGGGCUGUAUGCCAAAAGACUUUGCCAGAGCAGGAUCUACUGGGAUGGGCCCCUGGCCCUGUGCAGCGAUCGGCCCAACAAGCUGGAGAGAGAUCAGACCUGCAAGCUUUUUGAUACACAGCAGUUCUUAUCAGAGCUGCAAGCAUUUGCUCAUCAUGGCCGCUCCCUCCCAAGGUUCCAGGUGACUCUGUGCUUUGGUGAGGAGUUCCCAGACCCUCAGAGGCAGAGGAAGCUCAUCACUGCUCAGGUUGAACCUCUACUAGCCAGACAACUAUAUUAUUUUGCUCAACAAAACAGUGGACAUUUCCUGAGGGGCUAUGACUUACCUGAACAUAUCAGCAAUCCAGAGGAUUAUCACAGAUCCAUUCGCCACUCCUCCAUUCAAGAAUGAAACAUUUCAAGACAAGUGAUUUUUGCUUCCUUGUAAAUAUCUCACUUAUGACAAGAACAGCUGAUUGACCUCCAUUUUUUUCUUUGGAGGAACUUGGAAAUGGGGGCUUCAGAUGAGCAGUUGAGGAAAAUCUCCAGCAAGAAUAUGUCUAGAAAAUCAGAUGCGUCUGAUUGACAAUGAGCUUAUUCCAGAAGGAGUGGUGGUCUUCCAGCUCUGACUGGAUGAGGUCAGUCUUCUGUAGAUUGCCAUCAUUGGUGAUAACUGUGAACAUCGACCAAACACUGUGUUUACAUUUACUUACAUGCUCUCUGUAAUUUGAUCUUAGUUAUUUCUUGCUUGAGGACUGAAAAAACUUGCAUUCCAGUAUUGACUUCUAACUAGAGUUAGUGUUGUACCAUUUCUCAGGGACAUAGAUUCUAAAUUUGAGGCUAUUCUGCUCACAAAAGAAGUUUACUAAUAUAUGUAGGAGCUAUAGUUCUUGUGGAAAAUGCUUGCUGACGGAAGUGGAAUCUUUUGACUCGGGCACGGUUGGGCCAAGAGACUGGCCUGUCCUCUCCCGCUGCCCAGCAGGUCUCACCCAGGGUGGGCCCCCUUCCCCUCUCACACUGCUUCCCACUUGCUUUCUCUCCUUGGGCUCCCCUGGAAGCCAGUUCGUAGACUCUGUUGCUAUUCUCUUGAGCCAAAAAGCAUUAGGACUACCCUUGGGUGGGACAUUUUUGUUGGUCCUACAAUGUAGUAAUUCCUGGUUAAAAUAUUUUUGUUUGCCUUUUUGUCUCUCAUUCUUCAGAAAUUAUUGCUAAAACAUUUUUCUUAAAGAAAAAGAAAAUCAACAGCCCAAGUGCUAAUGAAACUCAGUGACAUUUCCCCUCUUAUCCUGCCUGUUUUGUUUGGCUUCAGUUAGUUAUCCAUGGCAACACUAAAGAGGAGGAGCCAGUGUUUUACAAAUUGGUGAACUCUGUUAAGAAAAAUGAUGACAGGAUUGAACUUGUUGCAUAAUUGCAGAAUCAGUGGGCUGUUUUUGCUUAUGUUUGUAUAUUAUAUGCUUCCUCAUACCAUUAAUGGUUUGACAGGGCCUUAAAAUUACUGAGCUUUUUCUAAAUAUGUCUUUUUAUAGAAUCACAAAGAUCUCUACUGGCUUAAGUAAAUCUGAUCACUUAUAUUUUUGUUUAUUUUGGAAAAGUACAGAUACUCUGUGAUGUUAGGGUUCCAAUACUUUUCUCAUAUUGCAAAAUAAUUGCUAUUACUUACAGGCUCAGCAAAAGACUUGAUAGUUCUCAAAUAUAUGCCACUCCUAAAUAUCUAUAUAUUUUUUAAUUCACUCAACGAACAUUUAUUAAAUGCUUACUAUAUCCCUUGCAUUAUAUACUUACAGCCCUCAUCAAGUGGCUUAUAAUUUAGCAAGCAGUGAACCUUUGGAACUUCAUUUUGUUUUUUCAUUGUUAAAAAGAGUUUUUAAUUAUAAAAUAAUACAUACUAAUUACAGCAAAUGUAAACAGUAUAGGAGGGUUAAAAAAAGACAGCAUCUCCUUUUUUUCCACUCCAGAUCCUCCUCCCUUGAGGUGCCCACAUUAACAGUUAGAGGUUUAUUCUUCUAGACAUUUUACUUCUCCAUAAAUAUUCAGAAACUUAAAAAAAAAAAAAA